AUGGAAACCGGUAAAUUAGAUCUCGCCGAUGCCGAAAGCGGCGAUCACACACCGGAAACGCAUAAUGGUGUUUCGUCGCCGAUGCCCGUCGACAAUCCGAUUGAGAAUGGCAAAAAGUCGUCGUCGGAGCCAAGAGUUCCCGACAUGCAGCUUGGAAAAUGCCGCUACGUUCGAUUGCACGAUAAUGUGAAUUAUGUAGCCGCUGGCCUAAUAUUACGUGGGGAAGGCGAUUCUACAGAGGUACUUCUAAUCCAAGAAGCCAAGAAAAGCUGUCACGGAAAGUGGUACAUGCCAGCCGGACGAGUCGAAGCUGGAGAAACUCUCGAAGAAGCCGUCGUACGGGAAAUCCUUGAAGAAACUGGAUACUCUGCCAGCGUCGUUGAGCUCUUGUCGAUGCAGGUUCAGGGCUCCGGCUGGUUCCGGUUCGCAUUCUAUUGCGAGAUUACUGGUGGCGAAUUGAAGACAAAACCCGAUCAACAGUCAUUAGCAGCCCAAUGGUAUUCAAUAAAAGAGCUGAAAGCACACAAAAUACCCUUGAGAGGUCGCGAUUUCAUUCGGCUCGUCGAUGAAGCUGUCACUUAUCGUGCCACAACCUCAUCUGGCCCGCGAAUAAUGCCGAUCAAUGUGAACAUGCCUGGGACGCGAACUGAAGUGCUCGUGCACAAGACCAUCAAAGAUGAGACGUAUUUGAUCGACGAUGAGCAACCAUUUCCAACCGUCGAAUUCGGCUUCGAGUACUUCUUCGCAAUGGUUGUCUCCAAGUGCUACAAGCACUUAUUGGAGGAAGGUGCGAACGUGGUGUUUAGUCCGUCGCACGUCGUCCGUCUCAAAUGUCAUCCGAAGCCGAUGGAGAGCCUCGCGCACGGUCUCUCGGUUCGACUCUACUGUCAGCACAAACAAACAACGAAGGCAGUCAUCAGAAGCCCUCGAUACCAUUGGAUCACUGUUGAGAAUCCCGAAACUCGGCGAUCUCUUCGCAUGGAUCUGAAACAGUACAGACCAUCGCUGCACAUGCUUUAA
Molecule: messenger RNA, 1020 nt
Organism: Caenorhabditis bovis
Lineage: Eukaryota; Metazoa; Nematoda; Chromadorea; Rhabditida; Rhabditidae
Source: the annotation of a GenBank genome assembly